GACAAAAUUUGGAAGCCGGCAGACAUAGAUAUUUGUAAUAAACGCCAAAACAACUAGUUCAUUUGAACUUAUUUUUCUGAGUCUUUUAUCUCCAGCUUCUAAACUGGCCAAGCCUUGCUAACUUCAAAUCCUGUAAAACAUGACAGGAUCAUCAGUUCUCUCUGUUUUGUGCAUAUAUGUUGUCUUAACUUUUGGUUCAUUUAUUACAGUCAUUAAAUCACUAGAAACACAGACACAGUCCCAUGAACACUACUCCUAUGAUAGAGUAAUAAAUCUACCUGGUCAACCAUUAACUCCAUCAGUCUCCCAAUUCUCUGGAUACAUCACAGUCAAUAAAGAUCAUGGUAGAGCUCUUUUUUAUUGGUUCUUUGAAGCUCAGUCUCACCCCUCUAAAAAACCACUGCUCCUUUGGCUCAAUGGAGGACCUGGUUGUUCGUCAAUUGGGUACGGUGCAGCUGUUGAGUUGGGACCUCUUAAAGUCAAUAAAAAUGGUGGCCUUAACUUCAAUCCCCAUUCUUGGAACAAAGAAGCGAAUUUGCUCUUUGUGGAGUCCCCAGUUGGAGUUGGUUUUUCCUAUACGAAUACAUCAUCCGAUCUUGAUAUACUGGAUGAUCAGUUUGUUGCGGAGGAUACUUAUAAUUUCUUGGUAAAUUGGCUGCAAAGGUAUUCACAAUGGAGUAGCCAUGAUUUUUAUAUAUCAGGAGAGAGUUAUGCAGGACACUAUGUGCCUCAACUUGCAGAGCUUAUACAUAACCGAAAUAAAGAUAUAUCUGAAAACCCUUUUAUUAAUCUGAAAGGCUUCAUAGUUGGUAAUCCAGAAACUGAUGAUAGCUAUGAUUACAGAGGUAUAUUAGAGUAUGCAUGGAGUCAUUCAGUAAUACCAGAUGAGGUUUACGAUACAGCAAAAAAUGUAUGUAAUUUUGAGAACAACAACUGGUCCAAGGAGUGUAAUGCUGCCAUGGAAAUAGUAUUUGACAAAUACAAGGAGAUUGAUAUCUACAAUAUUUAUGCACCAAUUUGCCUUAUAAAUACCACUUCUUCCGUGGUAGGUAGUGAUAGCCAUGUGUCGUCUUUUAAGGCACAAUCUCAGGAUUACAAGCGUCCAAUAAGGAUCCCUGCUGGUUAUGAUCCAUGCUACACUCCAUACGUGCAGGAGUACUUCAAUAGGACGGAUGUUAAAAAAGCGUUUCAUGCCAAUACUAGUAUAGAUUAUAAGGUUUGCAGCGAUCAUGUAUUUAACUUAUACAACUAUACUAUCUCUUCUAUCUUACCUAUCUACACAGAACUGAUCAAGAGUGGGCUUAAGAUAUGGAUUUACAGUGGUGAUGCUGAUGGCAGAGUCCCGGUUAUAGGGUCACGAUACUGCAUUGAGGCUCUCGGUCUGCCUCUCAAGUCUCCAUGGCGUUCUUGGUUUCACAAUCAACAGGUGGGAGGGAGAAUAGUAGAGUACGAAGGCCUAACAAUGGUGACAGUUCGAGGGGCUGGACACUUGGUUCCGCUAAACAAGCCUAGUGAAGCCCUUUCGCUUAUCCACUCUUUUUUGUCCGGACAACCUCUUCCGAAAGACAGAUGAAGAACAUUCAUUGAUGGAUUAUGGCUCACGGCAACACAGUAAUAGCAUUUCAGCAGCCAGAUAAGAGGAGAUGAAUGGAUAUUUUUCGCGAUUAUUAGUUGCGAAAGACUAAUACAACAGUUACUGCAACAAAUGCUCGACCAUUUACAAUAAUGUAGUUGCUCUGGCAUUGCUGUAGUGUGUUUGGUUUUACGUUUGAUAUUUGAGUGUGAAAUCAUUUGCAAGUGAAUUGAUGAUCAUAUGUUGCAAUAAA
Daucus carota subsp. sativus is the source of this 1826-nucleotide messenger RNA. RefSeq names its product serine carboxypeptidase-like 26. Gene Ontology annotation, cellular component: vacuole. Lineage: Eukaryota; Viridiplantae; Streptophyta; Magnoliopsida; Apiales; Apiaceae. Gene Ontology annotation, molecular function: serine-type carboxypeptidase activity. The record is from RefSeq and is a predicted model, not a curated record. Gene Ontology annotation, biological process: proteolysis. Bases 140 to 1573 code for a protein of 477 amino acids. The transcript has 10 exons.